GCAAAUAUUCGGAGAGCCGCACACGGACACAAACACGAUUAUCGAUUGCGACUAUUUCAAGAGUGCACACAGCAGUGACGCAUCAAGAUUGACGUGUGAUAUUUGUUUUCGCGUUCGGUAUAAGAUGUACAAUCAUUUCUUCGUUUUCGCGUUCGAUGUUUACCCAUCUUCGCAAACUGCGAAUAUGCUGCUUAUUGUUUCAACACGCGGAAAGUAGAGCAACGCGGUAAUAAGAGACUUUCGUGACGUCUUCGUGCACUUGACAUCGCGUGCAAUUUACGGAGACCACUAGAAAGCGCCAUUGCCGCGGACUAUAUAAUCACGAUAGAUUUUUCUCCGGUUCGAUAAUAUACGAGCGCGGGGCUCUAACACGAUCGAAGUUGAUUUUGAAGGACAGUGCACACGGAGAAUUGUGCACAUCGAGAAACAUUCGAAUAAUAUUUGAAUAUUCAUAUUUCCCGCUAAAAACCAAAAGAUGACAACUUGGCAAGCACCUGGUGCGGGGUUCUAUCCAGGGCAACAAGGUCCGUAUCCCCAGCAGAAUCCCGGAUAUCCGCCACCAGAAGGUUAUCCAUAUCCUCAAGGUCCUCCGGGAUAUCCUCCACCAUAUCCUGGUGCAAAUCCACCAGGUCCAGGAUUUAUACCUCCAGGUGCUCCACCAUACGGAGAAGCGCCACCACCAGUCAAUCCAGAAUACGGUGGAAUACCACCAACAGGUCAUCCAGGAAUGUACGGGACGGGUUACGGGGAAGAUCCUUUGCAGGAUGAGGUCAAAGGUUUCGAAUUCAACGAUAAAACUAUUAGGAAUGGCUUCAUUCGGAAAGUGUAUAGCAUCUUGAUGUGUCAGUUGGUUAUCACACUUGGAAUGAUUAGUUUGUUCCUCUAUCAUGAACCUACAAAAAAAUGGGUCAGAGGCCACACAGAAUUGUUCUGGGUUGCCUUCGCCGUAACUAUCGUUUUGCUUAUAUGCAUGACCUGCUGCACCAACGUCAGACGUAAAUCCCCGAUGAAUUUCAUAUUCUUGUUCAUAUUCACAUUCGCGGAGGCUUUCUUGCUAGCUACAGCUGCAUCGACUUACGACUCACAGGAAGUCAUGCUAGCUGUUGGAAUUACGGCAGCGGUCUGUCUAGGAUUGACCAUUUUUGCAUUUCAGACGAAGAUCGAUUUUACCGGACUUCACAGCUUUCUAUUUGUUGCUACACUUAUUUUACUUCUUUUCGGCCUGAUCGCAAUGUUCUGGCACGGCAAAAUUAUAACGCUGGUUUAUGCUGCGCUUGGUGCACUAGUGUUUUCUGUAUAUCUAAUUUAUGACACGCAAAUGAUGAUUGGCGGCAAGCACAAGUAUUCCAUCUCUCCAGAGGAAUACAUUUUUGCCGCGUUGAGUCUAUACUUAGAUGUUAUCAAUAUUUUCAUUUACAUCUUAACUAUUAUUGGCGCUUCGCGAGAUUAAUUUCUGUCAAUUCGAAUAUUUGACUUUUGUCCUAACGAAACAACCACUACAAAGUACACAGCCAGCUUUUACUUAUUGCCGUCCUGCUCUGACUCUCUGUAGAAUUGUCACACUGAGAGCGCAAUGUAGGCGAGCAAACAAUAAAAAGCAUUGGUAAUACUUCAAUUUUUACGAAGGAAUGUAACUUUUACAAAUUUUCAAACAUACUUAUGUACGCAAACACAAAC
Pseudomyrmex gracilis is the source of this 1677-nucleotide messenger RNA. RefSeq names its product protein lifeguard 1-like (gene Lfg). Bases 476 to 1450 code for a protein of 324 amino acids. The record is from RefSeq and is a predicted model, not a curated record. Gene Ontology annotation, cellular component: membrane. Lineage: Eukaryota; Metazoa; Arthropoda; Insecta; Hymenoptera; Formicidae. The transcript has 6 exons.